GAAAGAGUGACUUUUAGUCGACGGUUUUUAAAUUUUUUAAAAAUAUUUAUUUAUUUUUUUAAAAAAGAACAAAAAAUGAAAAAAACAAACAGACACAAAAAACGCUAAUAAAAAAUCAAACACAUACUCACACAGUGCCCACUUCCACUUCCCAACACUCUUUGUUCCAUUCUCCUCAGCUCUGCUUCCCUUCUUCUCCCUGGAUUAGCUCGAAAAAUAGUUAAAUAAUCAAGAUAGAAUACAAAUAGAGAAACCAAUUACAUUGCAAUUCCGAAGAACCCCAGAUCUUUUUUUCUAGGACUGGGAUAUAUUAUCGAUUGGAUUGUUUGAUUUUGGCUAAUCAAGAAGAGGGGGAUUUUUGUAAGUUAAGCGAUGGAGAGGAGCACACCCGUGAGGAAGCCUCACACUUCCACCGCAGAUCUGCUCACUUGGUCGGAAACUCCGCCGGAAAAUACUCCGGCAUCUGCUUCCGCUGCUCGCUCUGCCACCCGUUCUCAUCAGCCGUCGGAUGGUAUCAGAAAGGUUGUGUUCGGAGGACAGGUCACCGACGAGGAAGUCGAAAGCUUGAAUAAGAGGAAACCAUGCUCAGACUUUAAAAUGAAGGAAAUAACAGGUAGUGGAAUUUUUGCAGCUGGUGGCGAGAAUGGUGUCCCUGAAUCAGAUAUUGCCGAUGGAACCUCUGCAAGUAAAACUGGAUUACGCAUGUACCAGCAAGCAGUCGCUGGUAUGAGUCAAAUAUCCUUUGGUGAUGAAGGGGCUGUUACACCCAAGAAGCCUACUACUGUGCCUGAAGUAGCGAAGCAAAGGGAACUAAGUGGAAAUCUUGAAACUGAAAGUGAAGCUGAGGCAAGGCUGAAGAAACAACUUUCAGAUGCAAAAUGCAAGGAGCUUAGUGGCCAUGAUAUAUUUGCUCCCCCUCCUGAGAUUAAACCUCGUCCCUUGUCUGCUCGCGCACCGGCUCUAAGAGAAAGUAUUACCAUUGGGGAAGCUGCUGCCCGUAAUGUAAGUGCACAUUCAUCCUGUUUCUUGUGCUGUCAUGGGGCUUUUCCAUUUGAAUGUGCGUCUAUCUAGAUAUAAGAUAUAAAAUAUAUGGCCUGCCCAAUUGCAUGGAAGUAUUAAAUCUAUUAAUGUUGCCUUUGCCCCUGCUAUGUGCUUAAAAGUAUGAAACAGUGAUCUGUUGCUAAAUUCUAAUGUGAAGUGAGUAAAAAAACAUGGCCUGAAUAUUGGCAUAACAAAUUGUUGGGAAAAUCCUAUUAGGCUGGCAAUAUUAAUUCUAAGAAAUGCACUCCAGAAUCCGUUAAAUUUCUGCUUUGUCUGAACAUCACCUUGCGUGCCUGUGUUAUUUUCCCAUGGGCUGAUGAAUGCACACUACUUCUUGAACAAAUACAGCCCUCUGUAGGGCCAAGCAGUGACAUACCAAGUGAAGAUACUGUGGUCAAGACAGCAAAAAAGAUCCCCGAGAAGAAGUUUGUGGAGCUAUCCGGGAACAACAUCUUCAAGGGCGAUGCACCUCCAUCAUCUGCCGAGAAGCCACUGAGUUCAGCAAAGUUGCGAGAGAUGAGUGGGAGUAACAUUUUCGCGGAUGAGAAGGUAGAAUCCCGGGACUACUUUGGUGGCGUUCGCAAGCCCCCUGGUGGUGUGAGCACCAUCGCACUGGUGUAAUUUAUUAGGUCCUCACUUCCCCCCAUUUAAUCACAUUAUUAUUGGUGGUCUUGGUGUCUCUUCCCCUCUCCUAUAGAGGGUAUUUGUUUCUUAAACAUAUUGACAAUUGUGUUGUGGAAUUUGGUGUGGUUCAGGUUAACUUGUCCUCCUCCAUAGCUGUCGACUGUUUGCUAAUUGGCUUAUAUAAAUGUAUAAUCUUUGUUUUAUGUGUUGGUGUCUUGAAAUUGUUUCGACUGUUGACUGAGCUCAGCUUAGUAUUGUAGACCAAUUGAUUUAGACUCCCUCAAUACAAUGAUUUAGGCUUUGGUGGUCACUGUUGAAUUUGGGGAGUUUCAUUUCAUCCAAUUUAAAUUUUAUAUGAGCAAUGCUUUAUUGCAUUGCCAUAGAUUGAUUUGGAAUGGAAUCAGUGGGCCUCAAAUCUUGUACCUAUGAUCAAUGAUGGAGUGACUUGCACAAAGAAUACAAUUCUUGUACCAAUUCGAAUACUACGUGUGGAAGCUGUCAAUUGCUAUGAUAGAGACUGGGAAUUUGGCUGGAAUUUUUUGUGAUAUUAGUGUAGCAGGUAGAUU
This is a messenger RNA of Oldenlandia corymbosa var. corymbosa, 2231 nucleotides long. Lineage: Eukaryota; Viridiplantae; Streptophyta; Magnoliopsida; Gentianales; Rubiaceae. The record is from the annotation of a GenBank genome assembly.